CUAUAAUUCCGUCUGACAUGGUCACUUGCAGACUAUCCUCAAAAAAUAUUUACACUUGUUUCGUGUUCAUUUUCUGUAGAGAUUAAAAGCUACUACUAUGGACUCAGCUCGGACACGGGGCGAUGGAAUGGAAAAUGAAGUUUUAGCUACACCUGGUGUAGUGCAGCCUCCUAGAAAAAUAUCCAACACUAGUUUAACCGGUGUUAACGAACUUAAGCUGCCAAUCGAUUUUGAUCUGCAACGUUUACUACCUCAUUCUGGAUCCAAUCUUAUAUAUCGUCCAACGGAACUUGUCACGACUGCAAGUGCUUCACUGACACCGACCGUACCGAGAGGAACUAUUUUUGCACUAAUUCCCAAAUUAGUGCCAACCAAUAAAGCUGGUCAUAGCUUGAAAGGAAAGGAGCCCCGUUUUGUUCCGUUUGAACCGUAUAAAGGUGCAGUCAAUCCAAUUAUACCAUAUAAAAAUAACGAAAAUCGAGUUAGAAUUAUCGAUCGCAACAAUCUAGAUUUAAACGUCCUGGUUUCGCAAAUGUCGACAAUCACUAAUAAAGAGCUAAAAGGAAAUUCAACGGCGAAUAAAGAAUCGAACUGUUUCAAGCAAGAAUACGAGAAGCAGAUUGAAGAACUUAGGAAGGAACGCGACUACUAUCAAAGUCAAUUGAAAUUUCAGGCACAGGUUAAUUCAGAGCUCAAAAAUCUGCUUGUGGCUGCUGUCGGGGAAGAUCUCCAGACAAAGGUAAACGUUUUGACUGAGGAUAAAUUACAUUUGGCCAGAAAAUUACUCAAUUCAGCUGAGAAUUUGUCAUCUCACACAGAACAAAUUGAGUUCCUGGCUGGUCAAAGUGAGGUCUGGCGCAGCAAAUUUCUGGCCAGUAGUCUUAUGGUGGAAGAAUUAGCUCGUUGGAAAACUAGUCUGUUGCAAAAGAACGCUCUGCUUCUUUCUUCCAACAAGGAAUUGUUAGAAGUCACCUCCAAACUACGUGAGAUGCAAAUCGAUAUGCUUAAAAAUCUGAAUUUUCUUUCAAACCAAAAAGAAAUUUCGCUCAAAUCAAGCAGCGCUUUGGAUCUGACAGCUGAAUGCCUCAACAUUUCCCAGCAAUUGGUUCUUGGACAUGCAGCGCUUGGUAUGCCAGAACCGCUAGACUUAUCUCAGCUCGAUCCAAUGUGUUCCGCAGAAAAACUGGCCGUUCAGGCUCUACAACAUUCUAAUGAACCUCUAAUGAGUACCGAUGAAGCAUUUCGAGCGAUUGUGGGACAAGCAUUUCCAUCAAUUAAUUUGAUGAAGCAACACAUGGAACAGUCGACGAGUGAUUUUGAACUGGUGGAGAAACCUUCAGAUAACAGCGGAGUCUAGUAGAUCAGACUCUACUGCUAGGUAUCAGAGCAUGAAUUUAGAGAUAAGAUGCUUCUGUAGAUAGUAGUUUGUGCAUUUUAUACAUUGAAAUUAUUGCAGUCUUUGAAAUCAUUGGCAUGUUCAAUAAAUGUGUAAGCAAUAUAACGUAGGCAAAUAUAAGUUUUUAAUCU
This is a messenger RNA of Malaya genurostris, 1527 nucleotides long. Its product is annotated as golgin-45. Bases 98 to 1357 code for a protein of 419 amino acids. Lineage: Eukaryota; Metazoa; Arthropoda; Insecta; Diptera; Culicidae. Gene Ontology annotation, cellular component: Golgi membrane. Gene Ontology annotation, biological process: Golgi to plasma membrane protein transport; Golgi organization. The record is from RefSeq and is a predicted model, not a curated record. The transcript is spliced from 3 exons.